AUGAGCAGGAAGCAGGUCGAGGACGACGAUCUGGUGAUGACCAUUGCGUCAGACGAAGAGUUGUCUGACGUAGAGGACAGUUCGGACUCUUCUGAUUCGGAAGACACUCAGUUCAAGAGUGCUGUGCUUAGCCGGCAGCAGCAGCUCAAGGAAGCGCAGCAGCAGCAAAUGGAAAGCGAGAUUGCCGAAGAUUUUGAGUUUGAAGAUGGCGGCGCUUUUCAUACGUCUGGAGGAAGUUCAUGGGACUUUACUGCUGCUAUAUCGCGUAUUGAAAAGAUGGAGAGCGGGAUCCCGACGGUUACCAAGCGUACGUCUAUUCAGGAUAAGAUUGACAAGAGACGACAGGAAAAGGAGACAGAAAAACAGGUGAAAAAGGACAAGAAGAAGAAGAAAAUACAGGUAGAUGUCAAGCAGAGGAAAGAGGAGGAGACGGAAGGAUCUCAUGACAGUGAAGAUGAGAAGGAGGGAGAGAAGGACUCGUCUGACGAUGAGGAGAAGCAGGAGAGAGAAGAAGAGGAUGUGGUGGUGGAGGAAGAUCGUUUGCAGUCAGCCUUGAAAGAUAACAAGAAUGAUCAGUUGUCUCGUGAGGAGCUAGUAGACGCAUUGGAGAAGAAAAAGGCCGCCGAGUUUUUCGAGUCAGAUCCAUUUGCAGCACAGGAGUUUGCAAAGACCAAAUUUGAGACCUUUGCAGACUUGAAAUUAUCGCGUCCGAUCAUGCGCGCUAUCUCGCACAUUGGCUUUGAAAAGCCAACGCCAAUUCAACAGCGAGCAAUCCCGAUCGCGCUCACGGGCAAGGAUAUUUGUGCUAGUGCUCAGACAGGAAGUGGCAAGACUGCCGCAUUCCUGUUGCCUAUCUUGGAACGUCUUCAAUUUCGUUCGCGUCGCGUACAGUCAACGCGAGUGAUGAUUAUUUGUCCUGUGCGUGAGCUUGCGACGCAAUGUCAGUCGAUGUUCGAGCAGCUGGCGCGUUUUACGGACAUUACGAUCUCUUUGGCAGUGGGUGGUCUCCCCUUAAAGGCUCAGGAAGCUGAGCUGCGUAAUCGUCCAGACGUUGUGGUGUGCACACCUGGUCGUAUGAUUGAUCACCUGCGUAACUCCAAGAGUGUUCACAUGGACGACCUAGAAAUUCUGGUGCUGGAUGAAGCUGAUCGGCUGCUUGAGCUAGGUUUUACAGAGGAGGUGCUAGAGCUUGUCCGCAUGUGUCCUGUGCAGCGCCAGACGAUGCUGUUUUCCGCUACAAUGACAUCAAAGGUCGACCAGCUGAUUAAUCUGUCGAUGAAGCGUCCUGUGCGUAUUAGCACUGACCCACUGUUUGAUAUGGCCAAGCACUUGGUGCAGGAGUUUGUGCGUAUUCGUCCGAACCGUGAAGACGACCGUGAGGCAAUUCUCCUAGCAUUGUGCACACGUACGUUCCGAACAAACACUAUUGUAUUUAUGGAGACGAAGUCGCAUGCGCACCGAAUGAUGAUCAUUUUCGGACUUACGGGCAUUAAAGCUGCUGAACUCCACGGAAACUUAAUGCAGAGAGAGCGGCUAGAAGCACUUCAAAAGUUCCGUGAUGGCACGGUGGACGUUCUUCUGUGUACCGACAUUGCUGCUCGUGGUAUUGAUGUGCGCGGUGUGCACGCUGUUAUCAACUACGAAAUGCCGAAGGAUAUCACAACGUACGUGCACCGUGUGGGUCGCACGGCUCGAGCCGGUCGCAACGGCCGUGCUGUCACGCUAACUAGCGAGUCGCGCCGUCUGGUAAUGAAGCAGAUAUCGCGUCAUUGCAACGGAUUCGUAAAAUCCCGUGCUGUUCCUGACCCAGUUAUCGCGCAAUGGAAGGCCCGCAUUGAGAGUAUGCAGGAAGACAUGAAGCUGGUAAUGCACGAAGAGACGCUAGAGAAGCGCAUGCGUGAAGCCGAGAAGGAGGCUACUCGUGCCACGAACAUGUUGAAGCACCGCGACGAGAUUAAUUCCCGUCCUGCACGCACGUGGUUUAUGUCUGAGAAGGAGAAAAAGAAUGUGAAUGAGCGUGUUGAUGACGAUCGUCGCGCCAAGGAGGAGGCUGCAAAGGAAGACGCUGAGGCUGCCGACUCCAUGUCGCGCGUGAAGAAGCUCAAGCUUAUGAGCCACAAAAAACGUCGGUUGUAUGAAAUCCGUGAACGCGAAGAGCGAAUGCUGGCGGAUGCUAAUCGAGAAGACGAAGAGGGCAACCGAAACAUUAAGAAGGGCGCUGCGUUCACAUCGAUGCACGUUGCCGGUGCUGCGAAGCGCGCGAAAAAGACACAGCAGGAAACAGCACGAUUGCGCGAGGAGGAGUCUAUCGCAGACAUCCACGAGCGGAAACGCCGUAGCCGUGAAAAGGCUCGUGCCGCGCGUAGCAGCCACAAUCCUGGCGCAUUCGACAUUGACAUGGCGCAAGAUGGUGUUUCGGCGCAGAAGCCUCGGAAGCAGCGUGACGGAAACGCUGUCCACAAUCCAUUCGAGUUCAAGGAGAAAAUCACUGAUUUCAAGAAACACGCGAAGAAGAGCUCGAGCUCUUUCAAGUCCAAGGCAAAGUACAAGCGGCGCAAAUAG
Peronospora farinosa is the source of this 2562-nucleotide messenger RNA. The record is from the annotation of a GenBank genome assembly. NCBI's taxonomy places the organism in Eukaryota, Oomycota, Peronosporomycetes, Peronosporales, Peronosporaceae.